Cyprinodon tularosa is the source of this 6765-nucleotide messenger RNA. Its product is annotated as E3 ubiquitin-protein ligase RNF43. NCBI's taxonomy places the organism in Eukaryota, Metazoa, Chordata, Actinopteri, Cyprinodontiformes, Cyprinodontidae. Gene Ontology annotation, molecular function: ubiquitin protein ligase activity; frizzled binding. Bases 923 to 3346 code for a protein of 807 amino acids. The transcript is spliced from 9 exons. Gene Ontology annotation, biological process: ubiquitin-dependent protein catabolic process; Wnt receptor catabolic process. The record is from RefSeq and is a predicted model, not a curated record.
UUUUUUUUUUUUUCUUUCUGGGAGGUGUUUUUUCAUUCCCGUGUUCUUGUUGGUAAUCUUGAUGAGCGAUUCAUUCCCCCAUCGGUGCUCUCAGGAGGGUCGGCUCCAGCUCCCCAAUGUGCUGCGGAGGAUCUGAAGUCAUGGAGGGGGGGGGGGGACUCUGAACACACCGACCUGCUGUAAUUAAGAACCGACCGCUUUAUGAUCGCUUUAGUUACAAAGUUAAAAGCUCAACAGGAAAACUCUCCCUUUGUUCCGCUCAAUCAUUUGAUUUUAACGACCGAACUGCUUAUUCGAGGAUUAUUACUAUAUUUUUCUUCUUCUAGCAAUUCCUGGGCUGUAAAGCUUAUUGCACAACUUUUCUCGGCUCGGCGUCUUAUCCGCGAGCAUGACUCCAAACUCUGCGGCGGCAACCUGUGUCCUAGCCUUUGAAGUUCAAGCCGUGACUCACCAGCGUUUUUGGUGGAUUUAUCCAGAAAACGAGGCGCCCACGAGCCGGGCUCGCUUUCUCUGACACUUUCUACCCAGCACUAUGACUGGAUUUCACGUCUUCUAAGAGCCUAAGUUGAACCCAGCAUGAGAGAGGAUCCGAUCCAUCGGAGAGAGGAAAACAAGCUGGUCGCUGUGAUGCAGAAAUCUGGCUUCAGGUUCCUUCAUGCUGCUGUGGAGUUCCCCCUCCGAUCAUCAACACUGGAUGCAGGUUCAUUUAGAUUCUCCUCAAUAAGUGUUUGAAUUCUAACCCAGAUGUUGAGUUCUGGUGGAAGACCUUCAUCGUUAACAGCUUGGAUUAUAGCUCGUUUCUUCUGCAGGUAGAUUACUAAACUAGAAAGAGAAGAAGUGGGACCUGUUCCAGUAGGCUAGGUUGAUAUUUCUCACCCAAGUCCACCAUGUGCGGCCGGGCCCCGCCACUCCAACCGAGGCCAUGACCGUCCCUCUGCGGCCCCUGGCCGGGCUCUGGCCGUGGCUUCUCAUGGCGGCCCUGCAGGUGGUGUUGGGCCAGCCGAGCCUGGAGUCCGAGCGCUCGGGCCUCCGAGCGGUCAUCAAGGUGACCCUGGUGAAGGAGCCCAAGGGAGAGCCCAUCGUUCUGAAAGGGGAGUUCGUGGGAGGAAGUGCAGGAAAGGCGCAAGGAAAACUUAUGCAGUAUCACCCUCUGUCUCUCUGCAACACGAGCGACGAUGAGCGACAAGACAGCGCCUUCAUCACCAUCGUCAAAUUGGAGCACAGAGUCCCCCGCUGCUCCCUGCUGCCGGAGAAGGCUCGCAUAGCGUUGGAAAAGGGAGCCCAGGCUGUUAUCUUCGACGUCAGCGAUGACGCCAAUGCGCCUUCUGAGCUGAAGGAUACAGACUCCCUCCCCCACCCCGUGGUGCUGAUUAAGGGAAGGGAUGCUGAGGACCUGAUGAACCUGGUGAACAAGAACGAGGAAGCCACAGUUAACAUUGAAACCGAGGUGGAGCCCAAAUGGCCACAUUAUGAUGUGAGCAUCCUGCUCACCAUCGUCCUGGUUAUUCUCACCAUAGUCCUCAUCUUUGCUUUCCGCUACAAGUGCAGGUCCAACAGAACCUGGGACUCCGUCCAUCAGCAGACCAUGCGGGCCAUUAGUCGACUGGAGACCAGAACCUACCGCUCCCAGAGCUGCUCGGGCUCACAGCGCCCCCGUGGGGCCUGGGGUUCGGCCAGCAGUUCUAACUCCAGCCCUGUCUGCGCUAUCUGCCUGGAGGAGUUCCAGGAUGGCCAGAACCUGAGGAUCAUCUCCUGUCAUCACGAGUUCCACAGAGACUGUGUGGACCCCUGGCUGAUGCAGCACCGCACCUGUCCACUGUGCAUGCACAACAUCAUGGGUACAGAGAGGCAGGCUCAGAGGAACAGAAACCAGCAGAGUUCAGAGCAAAGCCAGAGCUUCCUGCAUUCUCAGCCUUACAGUAGCCCCCACAACCAUCCCUUUCCCCAGCACGCCAUCCCCUUCUCUAUGAGACCCCACUACCCUCGUGGGCCGUCGGGACCCUAUCCCAACCUGGGCCACUACAGCGGCUCUUCUCCCAUUGACACUCAGACUCUACAUUUCCUCAGCAGUCGGCAGCUGGGUGGUGGCUGUGGAUACCACCUUCCUGUGGAUGUUCCUGUAAGGCCUCACAGGAUCGGAGCCAACUGCAGGACCUCCUCCCAUCACUACCCCUCUCGUCGGUCCUGCCACAACUACCGCUCCUCCUGUCUGGCCCAGCGAAACGCCGCCGGCUCCAGGCAGCAGCACGGCGUCUCGGUCCCGCCACAGAGCCGGGGAGGAGCGGCCCACAGCCGACCGGACGACGGGAGCUGCUCUGGGGGCAGCUACCACACAGAGCGCAGCGGGUACUUGGCGGAUGGGCCUGCGAGUGAUUCCAGUUCGGGGCCCUGGCACGGCUCCUCCAGUGACUCAGUUCUCAACUGUACGGACGUGUCCCUGCAGGGAGUUUAUGGCAGCUGGUCCACUUUCCGCAGCUCUCUGAGCAGUGACUAUGACCCAUUAGGGUAUUUUGGGGCGGGGGCAGGGCAGGUCCCCCGCAGAAAUAGUAUGGAGGCCGGGGCACAGAAUCGGCCCAAGUCUCUGGAUUCUGUUGUGAAUAAAGCAGGCUGUCCGGAGGAACAACCUCAGACUGUUUUCAGCCACAUUCACUACCACCGCCACAGACACCACCACUAUGAGGAGGGGGAGCACAGCCAGGGGGUGAGCAGAGGCUCAGAUGAGGAGCAGGGGGCUGCUGCAGCUGCUCCCCCUGCUCCUGUGCAGAAUAAAGACUCCCCAAAACACAGCCCCUGCCACUGCCCCAAACCAGAGCCCACUGACCGGCCCAGCCCGGGGACAGAGCGACAGGACCACAACCAAACCGGACCUCCUGUCAUAGUCCCCUCAGUCCCGCUACAGCUCCAAUCCCACUGCUGCCACCAGGGACACGGACACCACACCGCUCCUCUGGGCCGAGUGGGAGGCUGUCUGCUCGACGGACCCUCAGUUCACUUUCACCAGAGUCUGGACCUGCAGGACGACCACAGCAUCCACAUCCACUACGGUCAGAGCCCGGGCUUCUGCUGCUCUCCCCCCGAGCUGCACCCGGCGUUACUCCCUGUGCCUCUCAUCUUGGACUCGGCAGGAAUAGAGGAGUGGCCUUGCUGCUCGGGGGCCCAUGUGGUGUGGCAGAGACAGGUUCAGCAGGCUCACUCAGAGCCUCAGCUCAUGGGACCAGGAACCUCAAUGGACAGGCCCCCCUGCAGGGUCCAUCAGGGACCCUCUGCUGAGCGCAGCACAGAUGUUUGUUUAUACUGCCAAUCACUACAGCACAAUCAGGGAUCAGAAGAGGAGUCUGGGGUGUGAGACUUUUUCUCAUCCCUAUCGCUGCCCAAGGAGCCACAACGGAAAAAGUUCUUCCUAAAUUUCACCAAUAAUGCCUUUAAUUCAAGCAAUUUCCCAGCUGCCUUUUCAGGAGGAUUCCCAUCUUCAAAUAAUGAUAUAUCUUGCUUUUGAAAAUAAUAACAAAAUAUUUGAUAUAUGUUUUAGUUUCCCAAUCAACCACCAAUGGUCCUGCUUUGGGGCGUUGAGCCCACAUGAAGUGAGACUGCAUCACCUACUCUUUUUCUCGUUUUUUUUUUUUAUACAGUGUAACUUGAUUUCUUGUAGAGGUACUUCCCAUUCAUCUAAGCAGUCUUUGCCUUCCCGCCCGCUCGCAGCUGAGAAAAGCUUUUCUCUCCAUCCUACCUCAGCUCAGAUUUCUUAAAAAGCCUCACACAGGGGGUCUCUAAAGGUACUGCUGUAGUAUUUUGAUGUAUUGAUGUAGCUUCCACAAACUCAACCAAUAGUUCCCUUUUUGGCCGUCUGGAUUGUUCAAAAACGGAGAGAAAGCUUUUCAUGCUCAGCCCCCAAAAACCAACGACGAGCAUUGGCUGAGGGUCGCUCAGCCUGGCACGGGCCUCAAUCUUUCAUUAUUUCAGUAAUGGCAGCUGUUUUGGUCUCUUUUUUUUCUAUUUUUGUUGUUUGCAAGGUUUUUAUCUCUUUAAAACCAACCGGUUUGACUGAAUUAUGUGAUGGUCAUUACAAGCUAUUGUCAUGUUUUGUUUAUCAUUUCUCGUGCUUGUGGUUACUUCAAUGCUGCUCAAAGAAAGGCUUCAUCGGACGGAGAGUAAUCACAUCCUCUGAUUUUUUUUUAAAUCUUUUUAAUUCAACCUGCCUUUAUACUUUUCAUUGCCAAGAUUACGAUUUCCUCUCGUCUUCCUGUAAAACAAAACAUAGCUGCUUGUAGUAUAACUGCAGUAAAGCCAUGUAACGGUACCUGGUAAAAGUAUUCACCUUGUUGACAUUUCCAGAUGUUCAAACCACAAAUUGUCAUAUUAGGAUUUUUUUUUAUGAUAAACCAAUACAAAAAAAGCAAUACUGUGAAGUUUAGGGAAACAUGGUUGAAGGAUGAGUAUUUUAAAAAGGUGUGUGCAUUCAGCCCUGAAGUCAAACAGAGUCAAUAACAUUUAAAGUCGGUUACAAAAUCACUUAGUUUUAUAAAGGUCGUAUAUCAGCUCUUAUGGGGAUGAUUAGAAGACUGUUGUUAAGCCAGCACUGUUUAAGUUUUACCCCAAUUUGCUUAAUUUGAGAAACGAUGAAGAAUUUUUAAGGUCAAUAUACAGCAUGGUGGGUAUUAAAGCUCCGAUGCUAAUUUAAGAGCUUUGGAUCCAUUGCUGAAUGAGUCAUGUGACCCAGAGAGCUGCUUUAUAACACUUGGAGCUAAACUUAAACACCAGAGCUAACCUUACAUGCCUCUACUGGCCCAGGGAAGCAAAUUGCGGAACACUAUGGCUGUGUCCGAUUGUCCGCCCUAACCACUGCAUACGGCACUAUAGAGUGUCCGAAUAUAUAGUGGAUGAUAAAGUAGUAGACUCAAAAUUUCCCACAAUGCACCUUGAAAAGUGGGGAUCAUCCAUGAUCACAAGACGAGGUGAUAUAACUUGGAAUUCUUUGUGAGGAGAGCUCUCCUCGCAAAGCAUCAUGGGAUUUGUUGUCCCACUGUCGCCCAUGGCUGUUGCUACCCGACAGUGGCGACAAAUAAUAUAGAUGGGGCGCUGUUCACUAUAAAGUCCACUAUAUAGUAUAGUGAUUGAGGGAUCUAGGGGUUAGGGCGGACGUUCGGGCACAGCUUAUGUCUGAGGAAACCAAAAAAGAAAUGCGUGACAGAUAUCGCCCUUGAAGACAAAACAAGAGUUAAUCUAGCUAAAAAAAAUGUAGGUCUUUGGUGCUGGAUAAAAGGGGAGUUAGGAUGUUAGACUGGUAAAUUAGCUUUUUAUCUACUGCAUAUGUCAGAGUGUAUUUUUCCGUUUUGGAGGAGCUAAAUGCUAAGCUAGCAGGCUACACAACAGUAUGAAUAAAAAAAAAAAACAGACAUGACCUUUUUGUGAUCAGAUAUAUGGUUUGGUUCUCUGACGUAGGAUUUAAUCAAAAGGGUUGAACUUGUCUUUAACAGUAACUCCAUAACUUCUGCUGGUCCAAAAUGGGCUGAAACCAGAUUCCAAAUCACAGAGACGAUGGUUAUUUCUUUAGCAGUGCAGUGUUGCCAGUCUUCUUUUAGAGAUUUGAACCUCAAAGUUCCAGGUUUAACACCCCCAAGUGGCUGAACGUUUUAUAAAGCUGCUUUAGGAAAAGCAUGGCUGAAUUCGAAUUCAGGGGCUGCGUCCUCCAAAGGCCAGAUUCGUAGGCUAAUUAUGUCACAGCGCGGCGCCGAGGCCUGGUUGGAUUCGUAGAAUCCUCAUUAUGCGGCCGACAAAUGUAGCCUUCUUUUCGCCUUAUCUAAAGGACCGGUCCGGUGUAUCCUACGUAGCCUUGGAUAUCCCAUGAUUCAUUGCGAGUCCAAGCAAGCUGGUUGUUCCGUGACCAGAGGAAAAAGAUACUUUGAGCCAAAUUGUGGUGAAUAUUGGAAGUGCAGUUUAAUAUAAUAGAAGUAUGUGAAUAUUUCCGUCUGAAAUUAAUGAAAAUAGUUCUUUUAAAUAGUUAUUGAGUUAGAUAUUUGGCGGGUAAUAUUUGGUUUAUUGAAAUGUUUUUAUCUGUCCCUGUGUAAAUGGGCAGGGCUAAUAUUUAAGGACAGAUUCUAAUACACCUGAUUGUUGGGGACUAUAAAUCUGAUAUGAUGCAGCUGUUGAAGCUCCUCAAAAAUGUUAUCAACACCCAGAACAGCAGUGAGAAGUUCGGUAUUCUUUCUUCUCCUGCUUUUGUUUGUCAACUGUCACCGUUGCUAGGCGACAGAGCAUACGGCGAUAAAAGCCGCGGAAGGCUUUUACCGCCAAUAAGGCAGAUAAAUCGGGUCCUUUGAGGAUGCAGCCUUUGAAAUCAAACACACCCUAUAAGUGGUGCUGUUUGGAGUUUUCCACAUGCCGUUUAGGAGCCAAACGUGUGGAAAAGGAUCCUCUGGUCAGUCAAGAACAAAAUGGAAGCAUGGUGGUGGCAGUAUCAUGCUGUGGGGAAACUUUGCUAGUGCUGCUGGGUAAGAUGGAUAGAGAUUAGUCAGUUAAAGUUUAACCUCUGGUGACAUUCAAUUUUCAGUCAGGAAGCAACUAGAACGAGGAGAAUCAAACUACAGAAUAUACAGCAGACUUAAAAAUGGCUGUCUGUGGAUUCUCUCCCUUUAGUGUCUGAGCUGUUUAUUCAUGAAAUAACUGAAGAAACUUUAGGUGACCAAAGCUGGUUAAGGUAUACACCAACUGACUUCCAUUUAAAAUGGCUGAUAAUAAAUAACUGCCACACCUUAAGAUCUUUAUUUG